AUUCAGACCCAGCUCUCCGACAGCACCAUGAAGUCAGUGGGCGUCCUCCUCCUCCUCGUGGGGCUCCUCACCCUCUGGACGGAGCUGCCGGCUGCCACUGAGCAGAAGCGAGUGAAACCUGGGACCUGCCCAGCAGAUAACAUAAGGUGUAUUCGGGCAGAACCUGACGAAUGUGCCAGGGAUGCUGACUGCAAAGGAAAAAAGAAAUGCUGUCAUUUCUUUUGUGCCAUGCGCUGCGUGGACCCAGAAAAAGUGAAACAUGGGAUCUGCCCACCAGAUUCCACAAGGUGUACUCAGCCAAAACCUGACAAAUGUGCCAGGGAUGCUGACUGCAAAGGAAAAAAUAAAUGCUGUUAUUCCCGUUGUGCCAUGCGCUGUGUGUACCCAGCACAAGCAUAACUCCCUGCUUCAUGGAUAGGCCAAGGGCAUCCCAAGGACAGUGCUGACCCAGAUCCCUGUGUCCUGGACUCUCCAGAUCCCUGCAGGCUGUAUACUGGGGCUCAAAUGGAGCCUCUGGCACAAUUACAAAUAAACUUGUUUAUGCCUCA
Molecule: messenger RNA, 548 nt
Organism: Emys orbicularis (European pond turtle)
Lineage: Eukaryota; Metazoa; Chordata; Testudines; Emydidae
Product: porwaprin-b-like
Exons: 4
Coding region: 28-399 (123 amino acids)
Cellular component (GO): extracellular region
Molecular function (GO): serine-type endopeptidase inhibitor activity
Source: RefSeq, a predicted model, not a curated record